Molecule: messenger RNA, 1230 nt
Organism: Helobdella robusta
Lineage: Eukaryota; Metazoa; Annelida; Clitellata; Rhynchobdellida; Glossiphoniidae
Exons: 14
Coding region: 101-1126 (341 amino acids)
Biological process (GO): intracellular transport; cilium assembly
Cellular component (GO): ciliary basal body; BBSome
Molecular function (GO): phosphatidylinositol-3-phosphate binding
Source: RefSeq, a predicted model, not a curated record
AUAGCAAUAGCUUAAACCAAAAUAAAAUGUAGACACGUUAUUUUUUUUAAAUUUAAAUAAAAGUAUUAUUCGUAUUAAGUUGUAUUUCUAUUUUUUCAGUAUGAGUGGGGACAAUUUAUGGCAAGACCGUGAAACGAGAUUUGAUGUCAACCCAUCUUUGCUAAAUCUUGUUCGUGGAGAGAAGGUAAUACUGGAGCUAAAUGCUGUUGAAGAUAGCAAAGGAAACACUGGCGUUCUAGGUUCUGCAAUAUUGAGCAAUUUAAGGUUCAUAUGGCAUUCUCAAAAGUUCCCCAAAGUUAACAUUUCUUUAGGACAUAACUGUAUAUUGAGUGUCAACUGUAUACAUUCUCAAUCGAAAAUUAAGAGUUCUUCUGAUUCAGUGAUCAUUUCUGCCGAAUGUUCCGGCGAAAAAUAUGAAUUUGUCUUCAGUAAUUUGAUUGUAGAUGGCCCUUCACUUUACACGAGUUUAAACUCAGUUCUCAGGGCAUACGUCUCGAGCAAGAUGUAUAGAGAGGUGAAACUAAGAGGUUCCCUAUUUAAAGACGAUGCCCUUAAAACAUACCCACACGAGGAAAUAUUCCGAGAAAUCCACGGGGUACUCAAUCUCUCCAACGAUCAGGGAAACAUAGGUGUGAUGAUAGUGACCAACGUGAGGGUGGUGUGGUACGCUCUGAGCAACCAAAUCUACAACGUCAGCAUCCCCUACUUGCAAAUUAUAGAUGUUAAAGUGAAAGAUUCCAAAUUUGGCCGUGCCAUCGUUUUUGAGAUCACGAAACAAGGAGGAGGGUACAUACUUGGUUUCCGCAUCGAUCCGGUCGAGAAGCUGCAGGCAGUUUUCAGGGAAGUGAGGAAACUGUACAAGAUGUUCACACACAAUCCCAACUAUGGCAUUGAGUGUAGCGUGGAGAACAGCAUGGCGGAGUCGAAGCAGAAUUCAUCAAAGUUCUCAGACGAUGCAGAGGUGUAUGAGGACCACGGAGAACACUCUGACGUGUUUGCUUUGUAUUGUGUUGAUGGCGGGAGAGCCACGAACAGGGAACCAGUGUACAAUGAAGAGCUGGGUCUCCUCAUUGAAAAACUGCCAGAUGGUUACACCUUAUCAGAUUUAUGGGAUGUGAUGAAGUGAGUAGGGGAAACAACUCAAAAGAUGCCAACGCUAUAAAUUUGAUACAGAUUUUUGUGUGGACUUUUUUUUAGUUGCAGAAUUUUUAAUUCUCGUUAACCAGCUAA